Messenger RNA from Lathyrus sativus (Indian pea), 414 nucleotides. Lineage: Eukaryota; Viridiplantae; Streptophyta; Magnoliopsida; Fabales; Fabaceae. The record is from the annotation of a GenBank genome assembly.
AUGGCAGAAUCAGACGAUGAGUCAGGUGGUCUUGCAUCAGGGAGCAAAGAACUACUACAAGAAAGACUCCUUCCCAUAGCAAACGUUGGAAGGAUCAUGAAGAAAGCGUUACCAUCGAAAGCAAAGAUAUCAAAGGAAGCAAAAGAAACUAUGCAAGAGUGUGUAUCAGAGUUCAUAAGUUUCAUAACAGGCGAAGCAUCUGAAAAGUGUCAGAAAGAGAAGAGGAAAACAAUAAACGGUGAUGAUCUUGUUUGGGCCAUGACUGCACUUGGUUUUGAAGAAUAUGCAGAACCUCUUAAGGUUUAUCUUAAUAAGUAUAGGGAAAUUGAAGGAGACAAGAAUUUUUCUAUGAAUAUGAUUGCUGGCAAAGAGCUGCAGAGUGGUAAUACUGAUCAUCGAUUCUUCCAAGGCUGA